AUGAAUCGGGAGACUUUCGACAUUCAGCCCAUCGGCCGCUUCUAUGGAUCUAAUACUGCCAUUCGGCGGCCAAGGGAAAUUGCGUGUUUCUCCUAUGAUGACCAACACAAAUUUCAUCUUGGAGACUCAUCCCUGCGAUACUACUACCCGCCGCAGCUGCCGGCGGAUCUGAAUCGCGGCUUCGACACCUUUCAGAAGCUGGACGAUGCAGCGGAUGAACAUAUAGAUGCGUUGCUAGAUACCAUUGCCGCUAUGGAAAAAGAGACUGGAAAGCGAUGCGAAGCCGAUAUCAUCACUUGGCGAGGGAUGAUGACCAAGAUUCUCACUGCGCCAUUUGACGAUAUGAAUGGAUUUGAGAUGAACGCAACUUGCUUCCAGGGAACUAUGUGCAAACAGCUCCAGCGUCAACAAAGAAUGCCACCCGGGAUGGCCUCUCAAGACUUGAUGGCUUAUUGGGGCUACAAGUUUGAAACCAUAUCUGUUCUCGACAAGACAUGGGAUGAAGCAAGCAGGGAAGAGAUUGAAGGCCGGGAGAAUCUUGUGGUGAAUAAUAAUGCGCAAUACUGCUCAGUUGUGCGCACUGGUAUCGGACGGACGAAACUUGUCCUCGGGGGAGAAGUCGAUGCCAUCUGGGACAGUAAACCAGAGCGCAAGGAAGACCCAAUCAACUGGGUGGAGCUCAAGACCUCUGCCGAGAUCAGAAAGGAUUGGGACAUGGUCAAAUUCGAGCGGAAACUCCUGAAAUUCUGGGCGCAGUCCUUCCUCCUCGGUGUCCCCAAAAUAGUCGUGGGAUUCCGUGACCAGGGUGGGAUUCUACGACGCUUGGAAGAACUCGAGACAGCCAACAUCCCAAACAGAGUGAGGAAAUCAGGUCGUGGAACAUGGGACGGGAAUAUCUGUAUCAACUUCGCGGCUACUUUUCUGGAGUGGCUUAAAUCGGUAAUCAAAGAGGGAGGAACAUGGAGGCUUCGAAAAGCAGAGAAAUCUUCUGUAAUUGAGGUAUACCAAGUCGAAGAAAGCGGCACUGGCGAUAUCCUUUCGCAAGCUUUCUUGUCCUGGCGCUCAACAACAUGA
This is a messenger RNA of Aspergillus nidulans FGSC A4, 1074 nucleotides long. Its product is annotated as decapping nuclease. The record is from RefSeq and is a predicted model, not a curated record. NCBI's taxonomy places the organism in Eukaryota, Fungi, Ascomycota, Eurotiomycetes, Eurotiales, Aspergillaceae. Gene Ontology annotation, biological process: termination of RNA polymerase II transcription, poly(A)-coupled; nuclear-transcribed mRNA catabolic process; maturation of LSU-rRNA from tricistronic rRNA transcript (SSU-rRNA, 5.8S rRNA, LSU-rRNA). The transcript is spliced from 9 exons. The coding region runs from base 1 to 1074 and encodes 357 amino acids. Gene Ontology annotation, molecular function: RNA NAD+-cap (NAD+-forming) hydrolase activity; 5'-hydroxyl dinucleotide hydrolase activity; phosphodiesterase decapping endonuclease activity. Gene Ontology annotation, cellular component: RNA polymerase II termination complex; Las1 complex; cytosol.